This is a messenger RNA of Amborella trichopoda, 1876 nucleotides long. Lineage: Eukaryota; Viridiplantae; Streptophyta; Magnoliopsida; Amborellales; Amborellaceae. The record is from RefSeq and is a predicted model, not a curated record.
UCCAAACAAAGUAUGAGCCAAAUUGAUGACUGUCUUCUACACGUUGAUGAGAGGAUCAUCAAAAGGGCGUGAUUCAAUGGAGUCUCCAUUUAAGGCUAAUGUUUUGGAAGGGAAGGUGGCCUUGUUGACAGGGGGUGGUUCAGGAAUAGGGUUUGAGAUCAGUACUCAGUUUGGGCUCCAUGGCGCCUCCAUCGCCAUCAUGGGUCGCCGCAAGCAAGUCCUCGACGAUGCUGUUCAAGCCCUCCGCUCCCAAGGCAUCAGGGCCAUUGGUUUUGAGGGAGAUGUCCGUAGGAGGGAGGAUGCAGCUAGAGUUAUGGAAUCCACUGUAAAACACUUUGGGAGACUUGAUAUUCUUGUGAAUGCUGCUGCUGGUAACUUUCUUGUCUCAGCAGAGGAUUUAUCCCCUAACGGCUUCAGAACAGUUAUGGACAUUGAUUCUGUUGGGACAUUCACAAUGUGCCAUGAAGCACUGAAGUAUUUGAAGAAGGGGGACAGGGGGAAAGGUCCGGCAAGAGGUGGCCUCAUUUUGAAUAUUAGUGCUACUUUACACUACACAGCAUCAUGGUAUCAGAUUCAUGUAUCUGCUGCCAAGGCAGCUGUUGAUAGCAUUACAAGGUCUUUGGCACUUGAGUGGGGGACUGAUCAUGACAUCAGAGUAAAUGGAAUUGCACCUGGGCCAAUUGAAGACACCCCUGGCACAAGAAAACUUGUGCCAGAUGAGAUGCCAAGUAAAAGUAGAGAAUAUAUGCCUCUAUAUAAGUUGGGAAAGAAAUGGGAUAUUGCCAUGGCUGCCCUCUACUUGGCAUCAGAAGCAGCUGUGUUAUAAAAUGGAUCCCUGUUGAUACUCUAUUUCUUUCCAAGAAUGGCCAAAGGAGAAGUCUACGUUGUGAUGAAGGUAUCAUAACAGCCUGUCGUUUGUAAUUUGAGAAAGCCAUUGCAUCUAUUAUCAAUUCCAAAAGUGUGUUUCCUAGCUUAAGAAGUAAAUAAAAUAAGGCAUUGAGAUUUUACUGUAUAAUAAUGACAAUUUCCAAUUACAGAAUCAUGAAGAAGAUAAAAUGACCUUUAGAAAAAGGUAUAUAAUCUCAAAGUCUGUUUUUGGAACAUGAAUCCAGGCAUACAUGACCAAUUGACCAUACAAUACGACUUCAAAAUAUCAUCGUGAUCAUCAUCAUUAGAGUCUUUUUUCAAUUAUUUGGGCUCGGCUACACGAAUCCUGGUUCGCUAUUAUACUUUAUCGAGGGCCCGUAGAUUCAGGAUUCAUGGAAAGUUUUGACAAAGUUUUACGCAAGUUGAUUACCUAACACAACCCCCAUCAUUUUGUUUUGGGGGAUGGGUUAGUUGGGAGAGGGCCCCAAUCCUUGGUUGGAAUUGAGCUUAGGACGUAGCGUUGCAAAUGGUCAAGCACUAACCAAUUAAGUACGAGCUCUUUUCCUACAACCCACCUCCUUUACCUGGGCUUGGAACCAGUUAAGGGAAAUUUAAUAUCAUCACCCUUCUUAGACCAGAAGCCAUUCUCAACCAUAAAUCUCUUAAAUUAAGGGCUCAUAAUACGCCUCCCAAAGCGAUUCAUAUACACACUUCUAAAUCCUAAUAGCAAAUAUAUAAAUAAGGAUGAAGAAAUAUUUACAAUGAAUACAUUAAUAUCCCAUUGUGUGGCAAGGAUAGUUAUGGAUCAUGGUACUUAGGGAGGAGAGGACUGUGACUAUGUGAUGUACGUAAAUGAACUUACAGUUUGUUAUAUUAUCUUUAUUUUCCUUGAAUGUAAAACUAAGAAACCGAUUCUCAAGAAAAAGAACAUUUCCUUGCUUUUGUACAAGUAUCUUGCAACCUGCCAAUAAAAUAUACGAAGCUAAAGCAGAGGCCCGGUUAACUUUUA